AUGGAAUCCCUGUGCACAUUGAAAGACGCCCCACAACAAUGUGGAGCCUUCUGCCUUGCCGCACUAAAUCCACUUUUUGACGACAGCGAAAAUAAUCGGCAGCAGUGGAAGGAAACGACAUCGAAGCUCGAUCAAAUUCAUAAUGAAAACCAAGCCCAACUGGACAGGAUCGAAGCACAACUAGCAGGCAUACAGGAAGGACUAACUAAGGUGAAGUGUUCACAGGAGACGGAAAAAGGAGCCGAAGCCAAAAUCGUAUCCACGAAAUUCGAGCGAAUUGGUUCGAGAUACUUCUACAUUGACAACAAUGAGACGCAGUAUUGGCUUAAUGCCAAGCAAUCCUGUAAACAGAUGGGCGGCGAUCUAGCGUCCUUCAAAAAUGAAGACGAGAUUAAUACCAUUAUUCUGUUGACUCCGGCAAGCCCGAUCAACUUAUGA
Drosophila rhopaloa is the source of this 438-nucleotide messenger RNA. Its product is annotated as accessory gland protein Acp29AB-like. Lineage: Eukaryota; Metazoa; Arthropoda; Insecta; Diptera; Drosophilidae. Bases 1 to 438 code for a protein of 145 amino acids. The record is from RefSeq and is a predicted model, not a curated record. The transcript has 2 exons.